GGACAGUGAGGGGGGCGGGCGGCGGGCGGGGGGAUGAUGUUGAAGACCCCCAAGCCCCCGGGCCGAGCUCUCUCCUGUGAAUACUGGAUCGACGACUCGCACAAAUCCAGCGCUUUUGAGGAUCACUACGAUCUGGAAGCGGAGUUGGGACGCGGUGCCACAUCAGUCGUGUUUCGAUGCAGACAGAAGAAAACUCAGCAGGCAUUUGCUGUGAAAACUCUGAAGAAAACUGUAGAUAAAAAAAUAAUUCGAACUGAAAUUGGAGUACUGCUUAGACUCUCACACCCUAAUAUUAUUAAACUGAAGGAGAUCUUUGAGACUCCAAUAGAGAUCAACUUGAUUCUGGAACUAGUCACAGGAGGAGAACUAUUUGACAGGAUUGUUGAGAAGGGAUAUUAUAGUGAAAGGGAUGCUGCUGAUGCUGUCAAACAAAUCCUGGAGGCAGUUGCAUAUCUGCAUGAAAAUGGAAUUGUUCAUCGUGAUCUCAAACCAGAGAAUCUUCUGUAUGCCACUCCUACACCAGAUGCACUGUUAAAAAUAGCUGAUUUUGGUCUUUCCAAAAUUAUGGAUGAACAAGUGACCAUGAAGACGGUAUGUGGAACUCCAGGAUAUUGUGCCCCUGAAAUUUUACGAGGCUGUGCGUAUGGUCCAGAGGUUGACAUGUGGUCAGUGGGAGUCAUCACCUACAUACUACUCUGUGGCUUUGAACCAUUCUACGAUGAAAGGGGAGAUCAAUAUAUGUUUAAGAAGAUCUUGAACUCUGACUAUGACUUUGUCUCCCCCUGGUGGGAUGAUGUUUCUCUUAAUGCAAAGGAUUUGGUCAAAAAGUUGAUUCUUUCGGAUCCCAAGAAACGUUUAACUACCUAUCAGGCUCUACAACAUCCCUGGGUAACCGGAAAAGCUACAAAUUUCAUACACAUGGAUAUCGCACAAAAAAAACUUCAGGAAUUCAAUGCACGCCGCAAAUUAAAGGCUGCAGUAAAAGCUGUGGUAGCAUCAUCGCGUCUUGGAAGUACGAGUAGUCAUAGCAGUCAGUUAAAUGCUAAGCUCGAUGAAAAUACAAAUGCUGUUGGAGAAAUAGAGGGGGCCGAUCAGGCACAACCGCUGGAGGGUGACACACAGCAACCACUGGAGGGUGACACACAGCAACCACUGGAGGGUGACACACAGCAACCACUGGAGGGUGACACACAGCAACCACUGGAGGGUGACACACAGCAACCACUGGAGGGUGACACACAGCAACCACUAGAGGGUGACACACAGCAACCACUGGGAGGUGAGACACAGCAACCACUGGAGGGCGACACAGAGCAGCCGUCGGAGGGUGACACAGAGCAGCCACCAGGGGAUGACACCAAUCAGUUGCUAGUGGGCAGUGCAGAGGAGCCAAUGGAGGGCAAUUCACAACAGGUGAUGGAAGACGAUGCACAGCAGCCAACAGAGAAUAAUUCACAGGAGCACAAGAGUUUUGUGGAAGGUUUGGAGCCAUCCAAAGGUGAUAUUCAGGUGACAGACUCAUAGGAAUUGGAGCAGGUGGAAAACGAUCCAUUGAAACAGCAAGAAGGAUAAGCGUUGUAGUUAAUUUUCAUAAAUAUUGUUAUGAAGCCUGUUCUUUAUUGCGCCAACCCUUUGAAAGGAAUGCUAUGCGUUAAAGGCCUAUGAUAUGGCUUUGCUUCCAUGUGGGUUAAUGCUAACUGUUACACUGAUGUACAGGCUGAUUAUAAUUCCACUGUCAUUUCUGCAUGUGAAUGCUUCAUUAAAACAUCAGUGGCCUGAAUGCAUUACAUAAUGCUAAAGUUUUUUUAAAAAAUGGGCUACCUAUUCAUAUGCUUUCAUUAGGAUUUUAGUCUGCUAAUUUUUUAGUACUUAUUGAUUUUAUAUCUAGGUUUGUGUCAUCAAAUCAAUACAUUGUUCUUGAAACUAAUUAUUUUUGUGAAUUAUUGUUAGGUUUAAAUGUUAAGAUUUAAAAACUUUUGCUAUCAUUUUGUGUUGCUGUUUAUUCUCCCUAGUUACUUCAGAUUGUUUGGGAAGUUUAGGCAUUUUAGUGUCUGUCAUAAAAGAUACAAAAUUUAAAUACUAAGCAAUUCCAUUAAGGUAUGAAAACAAUGCAGCUACAUCAGUCAUUAACUAUCUUGGCAACAGGUUGCAGUAGCUCUGUGAUAAUAAUUGAGAGUUUUUAAUAUGGUCAAAGUUACUCAACAUUUUUAACUAUUAUUCCAGCAGAAGCCACAGACAUUUUAUAAUGUACACUAUUUAUUUAGGGGCUUCUGACUCAUCAAUUGUUCAUAAUUUUGAAGUGUUUUUGGAUGUAAAAUAUUUCUGAUAUUUUUCUCUUUGUUCCACGUUGUCAGUCUUUAACAUCUGAUAAAAUUUAACAGAUUUAACAGCUGCAAUGUAUUGACACUGCAAAAUGUGUCAUAAAUGUUCUGCAUGGGAAACCCAAUAGCACAGCAAGGCUGUCUUCAGAUUAUAUUGUUGUAUAUGGAACAAUCCACUGCACGUUGUGUGGAACGAUGCUUUGAAACAUCUAAACAUUUUUGAAAAAUCCUGGCAUGCUGACAAGGUACUGAUACAAUAAAAAAAUUUAACUAAAUGAAGACUCUGUUUUUGCAACCAAAUUCCAAUUUCACCAAUAAUAGUUUUGAACAUUUUGAAUUGUGAUCAUGAAUUUCAGUGAUAAUUAAAUAAAAUAUGCACCGAGCAUGUCAGAACAUGCGU
Messenger RNA from Callorhinchus milii (elephant shark), 2721 nucleotides. RefSeq names its product calcium/calmodulin-dependent protein kinase type IV. Gene Ontology annotation, biological process: protein phosphorylation. Gene Ontology annotation, molecular function: calmodulin binding; ATP binding; calcium/calmodulin-dependent protein kinase activity. The record is from RefSeq and is a predicted model, not a curated record. The transcript has 11 exons. NCBI's taxonomy places the organism in Eukaryota, Metazoa, Chordata, Chondrichthyes, Chimaeriformes, Callorhinchidae. Bases 34 to 1524 code for a protein of 496 amino acids.